ACACACACACACACAUACACACAUAUACAUACACACGCGCGCACGCUUACUCUCCCUAAAGGGGGAGACGGAGCUGACUGAGCGAGACCGAGAGAGGAGGCUGGCUGCUCCUCAGCCGUGUGACCGGCUUUUUCCUGCUCUUUUGACUCAUUUAUUAUUCCGCUCGGAGCUGACACAGGACAGGGAAAAGAAGGGGGGGACGGGGACGGACGGACGGACGAGAGUCAUGCAACAGUACACCGUAACUCCCUGACAGGGAAUGCGGGAAGGUUAUGGCCUCUGGUUUGUUACUCCUGGAUGAGCAGUGACCAAACAAGACAGGGAAGGAAAAAAAGUUUGGGAAAACUUCUCCAAGGAGGUCCGGAAUUUUUUUUUUUUUUUUUUUUGUGACAUUCAAGCUGAGCAUUGGAAAAGCCAAGAGGACUAAUGAACAUUUUUUCCCUUCUUGUCUUUCUCAGCCCUCUCGUUUUUAAUAAUAAAACACCAGGAGCGAGUGUCAGCAUUCCCUGGAUUUCAGAUCACGGAUCAUUUAUUUUAUUGAAAGUGCCCUUCCUCUUCUUAUCUCCAUAUUUUUCCCUUUUUUUUCCCGAAUCAACAUUUCCAAUUUAGCCCCCUUUUUCGCCACUUGUCACCUCUGCCUCGACAAGUCAAGAGUGAGUCUGGACUAGAGCUGGCCCAGAUCAGCAGAUAACACCUCUACAACCGCGCCAAGAACUGGUUGGACUAGUUUAGGAGUUGGAGCAGAGGGCAGGGUAGUUUAACCCUGCCUGAAGGGAGAACUCUUUGUUUUAUUUUCCGUCCCACUUGUCCUUCUUGGAGAAAGAAAAAGCAGUCACGCACGUAAGAGUCAUAGUGACGACUGUUUGUGCUGAGGGACACUUUUAACGCUUGGUCUUUUUUAAGGAGGGACAGCGAAAGUAAGAAGGAGGGGAAAAAAAAGAGAGAGAGAGAGAGACCAGAGUGGGAGACAAAGUGUAAUUUAUUGUUUCCUGGUUUUCUCAGGAGCCAUUGAUUGGAGGUCAGGGCGGCAAACACAAAAGGUGAAAGGCAAGAACAAGAAGGUGCAGCCAGAUUAAAGAAGACCAGACGAGUCGAGGACAGAAAGGUCAACGCCGAGAAUUGCUUUUUUUUUUUAUAAAUUUGAGUGUCGGUCGGUGUAUGAUCUACACUUCGAGAAUAUGGCCAUGGUUAGCGGGGGAUGGGGCAACCCCAACGGGGACACAAGUGGACUGGGGGAGAAGGUUUACCUGCGCAGGGAGGAAGAGGAGAGCUCGCCGCACGCCGGAAGCAGCGACGUGGACGUCGCCGAGGAGGACAAGGCCUGCGUAGUGGACUGUGUGGUGUGCGGGGACAAGUCCAGCGGGAAGCACUACGGUGUGUUCACCUGUGAGGGAUGCAAGAGCUUCUUCAAAAGGAGCAUCAGACGUAACCUCAACUACUCCUGCAGAUCCAACCGAGAAUGCCAAAUCGACCAGCACCAUCGCAACCAGUGCCAGUACUGUCGACUCAAGAAGUGUUUCCGUGUUGGCAUGCGCAAGGAAGCUGUCCAGCGGGGGCGCAUCCCUCCUUCCCACUCAGGUAUCAGUCCCAACUCCCGGGCAGGUGGAGCGGGGGGUAUGUUGCCGGGCCACCUGGGGGCGGACUACUUCAACGGGCAACCGGUGUCAGAGCUCAUCUCUCAGCUGCUUCGGGCCGAGCCGUACCCCAACAGCCGUUACGGGACCCCCUACAGCCAGGCACAGAUGGGGGCGACUGCCAGCGGAGGCCCCGUCAUGGGCAUCGACAGCAUCUGUGAGCUCGCCGCUCGCCUCCUCUUCAGCACCAUCGAGUGGGCCAGAAACAUCCCAUACUUUCCAGAGCUGCCGGUUUCUGAGCAGGUGGCGCUGCUGAGGUUGAGCUGGAGUGAACUUUUCAUUCUAAACGCAGCCCAGUCCGCUUUGCCUCUCCACAUGGCCCCGCUGCUGGCCGCGGCCGGCUUCCACUCGUCCCCCAUGUCCGCCGAGAGGGUGGUGUCCUUCAUGGACCAGGUCAGGGUGUUCCAGGACCAGGUGGACAAACUCAAUCGACUGCAAGUGGACACGGCGGAGUACAGCUGCCUCAAAGCCAUCGCUCUCUUCUCGCCAGAUGCAUGUGGUCUGACGGAUCCGGCCCACGUCGAGUCCCUGCAGGAGAAGGCCCAGGUAGCCCUGACCGAGUACGAGAGAUUGCAGUACCCGAACCAGCCUCAGCGUUUCGGCCGCUUGCUGCUGCGCCUCCCGGCUCUACGGGCCGUCCCGGCCAACCUCAUAUCACAGCUCUUCUUCAUGCGGCUGGUUGGAAAGACGCCGAUCGAGACGCUGAUCCGUGACAUGCAGCUGUCAGGGAGCUCCAUCAACUGGCCCUACGCCCCGGGACAGUGAACCCCUGCGGAGUGGGAUGCAGAGAAGGAGUUUUAGGGAUUGGAGAUAAAGAGGUCAAAGUAUUUGCGGCACUUGUGGUGUUUAUGCUCUGGUCUCCGUCGGAUCUCUUUGCUUCAUUAUGGACAUAAACAACAUAAUAUAAAAUAUAAAAACAUGGACAUAAACACGGCCUAUAAAAGGCCGUAUGCACAUACUACCUCCUACCCAACCCUUACCAAGCCUCUCUGAGUGUGUGUUAUCUGCUUUAAGUCCAAAUGAAGCCAUAGCAACACUACUUCCAUGCACACACUGACUGUAUAUGGAAGUACCAAAUGUAUUGUAUCACCCAUUUAAUGUCAAGUUUAUGAUGUAUUAUGUAUAUGUGCAACAGCUACACCUAUAUUUAUGCUCAAAAGGCAACACCGUGAAAAGAAGUUACAUUAUGCAGGAUUUGCUGCCCCCCAGCGGCAGAAAACACAAACUACAUUCUUAACACACUACAGAGACGUUGACUGUUGACUGUUUUGGCGUAAUUACUAUUACCUCAUGUUUUCUAUGGUAAAAGACGUUAUGCGGUAAGGUACAUUUAAAGGGAUCAAGGUCCAUUAUCACAAGAAUGUAUUAGGAAGAAUAUCCCAAAGACAGACCUCUCUAGUGAUUGUUUUUUUUGUAUUUGAAGAGUACAUCCUACAUGAAAGGUACGAUUAUUGUUAUGUUUUUUUUUUUUGCUGUUUAAGGGUAGUUCACUUAGGUUUUUUUUUUUUUGGACAAAUGUUGUUAUGCAUUGUGUGAAAACAUGGCCUUACAGAUGGGCCAGAAUGAUGCUGUUGGCACUUGUUGGAGUAAAUUGGUCAUGAAA
This is a messenger RNA of Doryrhamphus excisus (bluestripe pipefish), 3237 nucleotides long. It is a transcript of the gene nr2f6b, whose product is annotated as nuclear receptor subfamily 2, group F, member 6b. The record is from RefSeq and is a predicted model, not a curated record. Gene Ontology annotation, biological process: regulation of DNA-templated transcription. NCBI's taxonomy places the organism in Eukaryota, Metazoa, Chordata, Actinopteri, Syngnathiformes, Syngnathidae. Gene Ontology annotation, molecular function: DNA-binding transcription factor activity; zinc ion binding; sequence-specific DNA binding.